GUCAGAGGAGAACGCGGUGGAGAUGCCCUUCGUGAUGGCCGUUACUGUUAAAGACGAACACGGAAACAUCGACCUGGGAGCAAUCACUGAGAGAGCGCAGCUGGAAGCUUCUCAGCCGCCGACGUCCGACCUGCAGCCGCCGAAGGUUUCCGGCUCGUCUGACUUCCUCCUGCAGAACGUCACCUGGAAAUACUUUGUGUGCAACACCUGCGGCAAAUCCUUCACGACUCAGAGCAACCUCAAGUCUCACCACCGCAUCCACACGGGCGAGAAGCCGUUUGCCUGCACCGUCUGCGGCCACGCCUUUCGGCAGCGACAGAGCCUGCAGAGCCACAUGCGAACGCACACCGGCGAGCGGCCGUUCGAGUGUCCGCAGUGCGGGAAACGUUUUUCGAAGCAGGCGCAGCUGAAGACGCACGCCGUGGUCCACACCGGAGAGAAGCCGUAUGGCUGCGACGUGUGCGGCCGCCGCUUCAACCUGCUGCAGAACCUGCACCGCCACGCACACACCCACACCGGCAAGAAGAUCUACGUCUGCUCCGUGUGCGGGAAAGGCUUCACUCGCGCCGUCACGCUGAAGACGCACCAGCUCAUCCACACCGGACAGAAGCCCUUCAAGUGCGAGCAGUGCCCCAAAACCUUCCGACACGCCGUCAACCUCAAGAACCACCAGCGCAUCCACAGCGGCCUGCGACCGUUCAGCUGCGACCUCUGCGGGAAGAGCUUCCGGCAGGCGGUGAACCUGAAGAUCCACCGCAGGAUCCACACCGGCGAGCGGCCCUUCAGCUGCCAGGAGUGCGGCAAGACGUUCAGCCAGCAGAGCAGCCUGAUCUCUCACGGCCGGACUCACUCCACCGAGAAGCCGUUCGAGUGCAGCUCCUGCGACAAGAAGUUCAACAACGCCAACAGCCUGAAGCUGCACCUGCGCGUCCACACUGGAGAGAAGCCGUACGGCUGCGACAUCUGCGGGAAGAGCUUCAGCCAGGGCAGCCACCUGAGGACGCACAAGAGACACGUCCACGCCGGCGGGAAGCAGUUCAUCUGCGACAAAUGCGGCAAGAGAUACUCGGACCAGCGCAACCUGAAGCUGCACAAGUGCAGCUACGCGUGAACGGACCGAUGCUUCUACAGGGACUUCUGAACAGAGAACGGGAUUAAAUGAUUUCUUCUUGAUAGAAUUUAUUUUUUCAAUUCUUGGAAAAUGGUGGACCAAUCAGAGCUCAGACAUGCUGGAGUGGGCGGAGCCUCUGGUCCAGCAAAUAGACACAAACCUGCUUGUUUUCUCCUGUUGUACCCAGGAGCCUCAGUGGCUGUUGCCAUGGAGACGACUCCCACCAGGGCUGGGACCCGCCCAUCCUAAUGCUGCUCUCUGAUUGGUUGAAGCUGUGGCUUUAAGUUAAUCAUGAAUGUUUGUGUAAAUGUGUACAUACGCACAUUUUAUAAUUUUAUAAAUGAUAUUUUUCAUGUGUUUGGGAAAUCUAAAUAAACGCUACAAACAUCUGCA
Molecule: messenger RNA, 1504 nt
Organism: Stegastes partitus (bicolor damselfish)
Lineage: Eukaryota; Metazoa; Chordata; Actinopteri; Pomacentridae
Product: zinc finger protein OZF
Exons: 2
Coding region: 23-1111 (362 amino acids)
Biological process (GO): regulation of transcription by RNA polymerase II
Molecular function (GO): DNA-binding transcription factor activity; RNA polymerase II cis-regulatory region sequence-specific DNA binding
Source: RefSeq, a predicted model, not a curated record